Molecule: messenger RNA, 1714 nt
Organism: Piliocolobus tephrosceles (Ugandan red Colobus)
Lineage: Eukaryota; Metazoa; Chordata; Mammalia; Primates; Cercopithecidae
Gene: B3GNT2
Product: UDP-GlcNAc:betaGal beta-1,3-N-acetylglucosaminyltransferase 2
Exons: 2
Coding region: 276-1469 (397 amino acids)
Biological process (GO): poly-N-acetyllactosamine biosynthetic process; protein O-linked glycosylation
Cellular component (GO): Golgi membrane
Molecular function (GO): N-acetyllactosaminide beta-1,3-N-acetylglucosaminyltransferase activity
Source: RefSeq, a predicted model, not a curated record
CGCUCCGGGCGGCUGCUGCGCCUGGAACCGGAGCGGGGAGUGAGGCGCAGCGGCAGCGGCGGCAACAAGUGCCGGAGGCCAGCAGAGCCGAGCCAGAGCCGUCCCUGCCGCCGACGCUGCCGGGCCGCCCGUCCGGGGCGCCGCGCAUGGAGCGUGAGCUGCGGCGGUCCCCGGGCUGAGCCGCGCGGAGCGGCCGGGACGUGGAUGUGGCCGCGAUCUCCCGCCCUUGCCCCCGCCCCGCCGAACUGGAGCUGUUCCCGGACAAGAUAUGAGAAAUGAGUGUUGGACGUCGAAGAAUAAAGUUGUUGGGUAUCCUAAUGAUGGCAAAUGUCUUCAUUUAUUUGAUUAUGGAAGUCUCCAAAAGCAGUAGCCAAGAAAAAGAUGGAAAAGGGGAAGUAAUAAUACCCAAAGAGAAGUUCUGGAAGAUAUCUACCCCUCCCGAGGCUUACUGGAACCGAGAGCAAGAGAAGUUGAACCGGCAGUACAACCCCAUCCUGAGCAUGCUGGCCAACCAGACGCGGGAGGCGGGCAGGCUCUCCAAUAUAAGCCAUCUGAACUACUGUGAGCCUGACCUGAGGGUCAUGUCGGUGGUUACAGGUUUUAAUAACUUGCCAGACAGAUUUAAAGACUUUCUGCUGUAUCUGAGAUGCCGCAAUUAUUCACUGCUUAUAGAUCAGCCGGAUAAGUGUGCAAAGAAACCCUUCUUGUUGCUGGCGAUUAAGUCCCUCACUCCACAUUUUGCCAGAAGGCAAGCAAUUCGGGAAUCCUGGGGCCGAGAAAGCAAUGCGGGGAACCAAACCGUGGUGCGAGUCUUCCUGCUGGGCCAGACACCCCCAGAGGACAACCACCCCGACCUUUCAGAUAUGCUGAAAUUUGAGAGUGACAAGCACCAAGACAUUCUUAUGUGGAAUUACAGAGACACUUUCUUCAACUUGUCUCUGAAGGAAGUGCUGUUUCUCAGGUGGGUAAGUACUUCCUGCCCAGACACUGAGUUUGUUUUCAAGGGCGAUGAUGAUGUUUUUGUGAACACCCAUCACAUCCUGAAUUACUUGAAUAGUUUAUCCAAGAGCAAAGCCAAAGAUCUGUUUAUAGGUGAUGUGAUCCACAAUGCUGGACCUCAUCGGGAUAAGAAGCUGAAGUACUACAUCCCUGAAGUUGUUUACUCUGGCCUCUACCCACCCUAUGCAGGGGGAGGGGGGUUCCUCUACUCCGGCCACCUGGCCCUGAGGCUGUACCAUAUCACUGACCAGGUCCAUCUCUACCCCAUCGAUGACGUUUAUACUGGAAUGUGCCUUCAGAAACUCGGCCUCGUUCCAGAGAAACACAAAGGCUUCAGGACAUUUGAUAUCGAGGAGAAAAACAAAAAUAAUAUCUGCUCCUAUGUAGAUCUGAUGUUAGUACAUAGUAGAAAACCUCAAGAGAUGAUUGAUAUUUGGUCUCAGUUGCAGAGUGCUCAUUUAAAAUGCUAAAAUAGAUACAAACUCAAUUUUGCAUAGAAAGGUGUAUUUUGAAUAGUUUCCAUGUUGUGUUCUCACAUUAGAGUAACUUCUAUAUUAAACCAUGAAAAUUGCCUUUACGAGUGAUACCCAUUUGAGGGCCUCUAAACCCUUCAAUGUGGUACUCACGUGAAGAGGGAAAGUGGAAGAUGGUCAAUUUUUUACGGAUAAUAUGGCAGGGUGAUUGGUUCUGAUCUUACCGGCUAGUGGUCAUUUUU